Messenger RNA from Spirodela intermedia, 1614 nucleotides. Lineage: Eukaryota; Viridiplantae; Streptophyta; Magnoliopsida; Alismatales; Araceae. The record is from the annotation of a GenBank genome assembly.
AUGGCCUGCGCUGACUUCCCGCUGAGGUGGGAGAGCACGGGGGACCAGUGGUGGUGCGCCGCUCCCAUCGACUGGGCCGCCGCCAACGGCCACUACGACCUCCUCCGGGAGCUCCUUCACAUCGACGGCAACCUCAUCAUCAAGCUCACCUCCCUCCGCCGCCUCCGCCGCCUCGAGUCCCUCUGGGACGACGACCCCCGCUUCUCCUCCGCCGCGGCCGCCCGCUCCUCCAUCGCCCACAAGCUUCUCCUCGACUGCGAAUCCCCCUCCGGCGGCAAUUCCCUCCUCGCCGCCGGCUACGGCGGCUGGCUCCUCUACACAGCCGCCGCCGCCGGCGACCUCGUCUUCUCCGGCGAGCUCCUCCGUCGGGACCCGUUUCUCGUCUUCGGCGAGGGAGAGUAUGGUGUCACCGACCUCCUCUACGCCGCCGCUCGGAGCAGGAGCUCCGAGGUGUUCUUCCUCCUGCUCGAUCGCGCAGCCGCUGCCGGCCGAAGUGCAGUCUUCGCGGCGGAGAUAGCCCACCGAGCGGUGCUCGCCGCCGCCCGAGGGGGGAGCUUGGAGCUCACGGUGGAGCUUCUCCGGCGAUACGGCGGCGACGUCCUCUCCUUCCGAGACGCCGCCGGCUCUACCGUCCUCCACGCCGCCGCCGCCCGCGGCCACGUCCAGGUCAGCUUCUGCUUCAUCUUCAGCAUCUCCUCUCUCUCUCUCUAUCUCUCUAUGUCUCCGGAGAAGGCCGCGACUUUGGGACGUGGAAAAUGUAAUCUAUCAGUAGUCCUCUCUGUCUCUCUCUGUCUCUCUCUCGAUCUGUCAAUUAACUGAUUGUUGUUCUUUGUGUGCAUGCAGGUGGUGGAGGGGUUGCUGAGAAUGUACGAUAUCGCCGACGAGAGGGAUGGCCAGGGGAACGCCGCCGUCCACGUGGCGGCCUACCGGGGGCAGGGCGCCGCCGUGGAGGCGUUGAUCCUGGCGGCGCCGCCGUGUGCCUACGCCACGAAUGGUGCCGGCGAGAACGUCCUCCACGUGGCGGUGGCCGGCUUCCGGGCUUCGGGAUUCCGGCGACUUGACCGGCAGAUGGCGGUCGUCAGGUUCCUCCUCCAUGGCAGACUAGUGGACGUGGGGAGUCUGGUCAACGCCCGAGAUAGGCAAGGGAGGACGGCGCUGCACGUGGCGGCGGCGAGGAACAUCCACGCCAACGUGGUGGCGCUGCUAAUGGCCGUCCCCUCGGUCGAGGUCAACGCCCGGGAUGUCAACGGGAUGACGGCGCUGGACCUGCUGCGCCGCCGGCCGCGGACCGGCUCGUCUGAGGUCGUUCUCCGGCGGCUGGUCGCCGCCGGUGGGAUCGCGGGGUUGAAAGACGAGUCGACCCGGUCGGCGCUGGUCGCCCAGCUGAGGGCAAACCCGCCGGCGGCCAGCCCGGGGACCCGAUUCCGAAUUGCUGACUCGGAGAUCCUCCUCUUCGCCGGAGGCGCCCGGCGGAGCUCCGGCGACGGCAGAGGGAACGACGGCGACGACUCUUCAGAGGAGGAAGAAGAAGAAGAAGAGACGGAAUUCAGCUGGGCCGAUGAGGACGGGCCGGGCUCGGGUAGGGUUUCUGGGCCCGUGGAGGUGGAGAAAUAA